AUUCCUAUUAUUGAAAUAAGCAGUUAAGACGACCUCAAUUAUACUCCCACACUUUGAAAAUUUUUCCGUAACUGCCCAAAGAGUUAAUUCAUAAUGCCUCAAAUUUUCAUAAAAUCCCUCUUUUCUCUGUUGUCCUUUUGGUGAUUGCUUUUGGGAUUUGAAACUUAAGUCCUGGUUUCAAAGUUGUUGUGAGAAAAGGAAAUGGUUUCCCUGUCUCGUGCUUCUAUUUCUGAGGAGGAACACAACAAAAACCUUCUUGAAGUUGGGAAUGAGCUGCUUCAGCAGCCUCCAUCUUCUAAAGAGGAGCUUCUGGAGAAACUGGAUAAGUUAGAGCAUCUUUUGUCACUGGUGAAGCAAAUCCCCUCCGUAUCGACGCGAGAUGCUUUUCGGCCUGCAAUGGAAGCACUAGUUGCAGAUGGACUUCUACGACAUUCUGACAUGGAUGUGAAGGUGUCAGUUGCAUCUUGCAUCAGUGAGAUCAUGAGAAUUACAGCUCCAGAUCAACCAUAUAAGGAUAGCAUACUUAAGGCAAGUACAACUCAUACAGUUUUCUUUGCCCAAAACGGGAAAUCACACUUGUUGCAAGUCUUUCUUCUAACGAAACUGUUUAGCUAUGUAAUUGAUAGUUCAGAUUCUGUAGUAUUUAUGCAUCUAUGAUUUUCUUGGAUACAUGCAUAGCAUUUAUACAUUCUCAUAGUUUGGUUUCCUGCUCAAUUGAUGGACAGGACUUUUUUGAGCUUGCAGUGUUGGCGUUUGGGAAAUUGUCUUGCUUGGAUGGUCGCUGUUAUUCAAAGGUUGUCUCAAUUAUUAAAGUUCUGGCAAAGUACCGAACAAACGUGCUCAUGUUGGAUCUCAUGUUAGAUACAUUGAUUGUUCAGAUAUUUCAA
This is a messenger RNA of Solanum pennellii, 887 nucleotides long. RefSeq names its product sister chromatid cohesion protein PDS5-like. The record is from RefSeq and is a predicted model, not a curated record. The transcript has 2 exons. Lineage: Eukaryota; Viridiplantae; Streptophyta; Magnoliopsida; Solanales; Solanaceae. Gene Ontology annotation, biological process: DNA repair; mitotic sister chromatid cohesion. Gene Ontology annotation, cellular component: nucleus; chromatin. The coding region runs from base 202 to 657 and encodes 151 amino acids.